AUGUUCACAGUAAAGGCCACCUAUCGAGGCGAGACAAGGAAGAUUACCUUCGCCGAAAACACUUUUCCCUCCUACGCUGAACUCUGCAAACAGCUCUACCGGGUCUUCCCCCUCAACGACAACUACCACCUCUCCAAGCUCCUCUUCUCGCCCGACGCUGCCGCACCCGGCCGCAUCCUUAUCGCGGUCGAGGUCCAUAACGCUGCAGACUACGAGCGGUCCCUGCUCCAGUUCAAGCGCUGCGUUUACACAAACGGUCUAUUGAGGUUCUCUGUGUUUGACGACACACCUCAUAAACAGCCCAGUCGAACAUCGUUCCGCUCAGGGCCACUCAACAGCAUCAUGGACACCUCUAUGAACAGCAGCACCGCCCUAGACGAUGAUAAGCGCCCAGCCGUCCCACCCAAGCCCGCCGGAAUGUUCGAGUCCAUGCCCUUCCAGUACAUUGCUUCAUUGAGCUCAGCAUCCAGAAGCACCAGAACUUCCUCCCGAGAUAUGGACAUCGACUCUAAUGCUACAGGUGUCCUCAACAGCCAAGCUUCUGUCGAGUCCAUGGAGUCAAUCCGGUCUGUGAUCGAAGGUCUCAAGAAGGACCUAAAUAAAUCACUCGCUUCAUUGGACACCAUCACUGCCACUGUUUCCUCCGGCCCCACCCGUUCGAAUACUGUGACUUCAGCUAACGCCAGUGGCCUUUGUUCUGCUGAGGAUCUCGCCCCUCUCUUCCAAGAAGGAUGUUUCCCGUCCAUGGGCCCUUCUUCCCGCAGAUCGUCCCAUCUCAGUCUGCGUCGUGCUUCGAGACAUAAUCACAACCACCAUGGUCAGAAUACUUCCACAACCCAGCAGCAGCAACCAUCCCCCGUGGUUCAUACCAACGUCUGGUGCGACGCCUGUCUCAAGAACGUCGUAGGCAUUCGCCACAAGUGCUUGGAUUGCCCUGAUUACGACUUGUGCACUCCUUGUAUCAAAUCUGGAGGGGCGGAGAAUCACAAUCCUUUCCACGAGUUUUUUGAGAUCAACGAACCCGGUCGUGUCAUCGUCCACACCGUCUUUGACGGCGGCCGCGGUAACCGUAGGUCUGCCUCUAGAAGCGCGAGAGAUGCGCCAGCCGAGCAGCAACCCGCCUCCGUGCCUGCGCCUGUCGCUCAUAGCGCCAGAUGCGACCUCUGCGAAUCCAUGAUCUUUGGAGACCGAUAUAAAUGCUGCAAUUGUCCCGACUACGACACUUGUAUGUCAUGCUUCGCAAUAACACCAGAGCAGCAUCCGGGCCAUUCCUUUGUCAAGCUGUCCGCGGAUGAUAUGUAUAUUCGCCGUGGACCCCACAGUCGCAAGCCCCACUAUGCGACAUGCAACGCUUGCACUCAACGUAUCCAUGGUGUGCGCUACAAGUGCAUGCACCCCGAGUGCCCGGAUUACGACCUUUGCGACAGAUGCGAGGCUCUGCCUAUCCCCGUCCAUCCCGACAAUCAUCCAAUGCUGAAGAUGAAGACAGUGGACACCGUAGUUCCUACAGUCUACCGAGUGGGGGCCACUCAGUUCAUUCCUGUCCCCUCGCAGGACAGCUCGGCUCCACAACAGCCUGUUCAGCACGAAGAGAUGAGAUCUGUGACUCCUAAGCCAGUUAUAUCUCCUGGAGAAGUCGUCGCGGAGGAGCGCGCAACAACGCCUCGGCCGGUUCCAAUCGUCCAGGAUUCUCGCGAAGUGGAUGCCCAUAGUCCAUUCGCAGAUCCUCCUGUAAUUGCACCUAUUGGCGAAAUUUCCUCACUGGCGUCCAGUUUCGAGGCCACAGUCACCGCCAAUCGUAUUGGCAUUCACACACCAUCUCCAGCGGAAGUGGAAUCACCAGUCGCUUCUACCGCGUCUCCCUUCGUCGACCGCUUCCUUGACACGGGCCAUCGUGACAGUGGUACUAGCAACCCCAGCUUCGUCGAAGAUCUUGUGUCCCAGAUCGCUUCCAAGCUCCUUUCGCCUCCUACAGGGUCGCCAGUCCCUGUUACAGGUGCUCUCAGUGCGUUGACCCUGGAGGAUGGCACGAGUGCGGCUCCAGAGCCAGAGAUGCCUUUGGCUGACAUGGUCUCUCAGGCCCCCACCUUGCUUGCUCUCGUCAAAGAUGAAGAUGACGUCAAAGUUGUUCCCAUCAACUCUCCCGAGCCAUCCCAGGCUGCAGUCGCCCCACUGUCGGCCGCAUUCAUUGCGGAUGUCACAGUGACCGAUGGCCAGGUCUUCCCGCCCGGUGCUGAAUUCGUCAAGUGCUGGCGUCUCCUCAACGAUUCCACUCGUGACUGGCCCGAGAACACCGAGUUGAUCUUCGUUGCUGGUGAAUCGCUGGUCAUUGACCGCAAGAGCGAGGUCGUCAAGAUCGGAAGCGUCAAGGCUGGGGAAGAGGUUGAAGUUUGGACCGGGGAGUUGAAGGCCCCCGACGUUCCUGGCCGAUAUGUUGGGUACUGGAGAUUGAGGGAUGACACUGGAAGUGUAUUCGGUAACAGUAUCUGGGUUGAGAUCAGCGUCGCUGAAGUCGACCACUCGAGCGAUGACAGCAACAGUCUGUCCGCUUCUUCCAUCAUCAUGAUGCCCCGUGUCGGUUCCGAGUCCAACACUUCCCGUGCUCCCUUGUCCGUCAGGCAGCCCGAAUCUACCAUCGGCGACAGCACUGCGACCAUUCCUUCGUCAACUGAGGAUGGCAAUUCCGAUAUCGACAACGACAGCGACGUCUCCUUGAUCGACCUCAUUUCGUCGGAUGACGAAGACAACAUGGGUUGGGAAGACGCCAGGUCUCAUGCUACGGCUGAUACUCGCGCCAGCAACGCUCCCGCAGCUGCACAGACCGCUGAAACUCAGAAUGAGGAUGCAAGGCGAUCUCCAAACCCAGACUACGUCCUUUUGUUCGACGACUCUUCUGAUAGCGACUUUUAA
Messenger RNA from Coprinopsis cinerea okayama7#130, 2910 nucleotides. RefSeq lists its product as hypothetical. The transcript has 6 exons. Gene Ontology annotation, molecular function: zinc ion binding. The record is from RefSeq and is a predicted model, not a curated record. Bases 1 to 2910 code for a protein of 969 amino acids. NCBI's taxonomy places the organism in Eukaryota, Fungi, Basidiomycota, Agaricomycetes, Agaricales, Psathyrellaceae.